GAGGAGGAGAGAGAGACAGAGAGGGAGAGGGAAGGACUUGGACACGGUUCAAGAAGUCCAGUGCUACGCGGCUAACUGUCAGACUCCAGCAGAAGACAUGGGCAAAGCCAAGGAUGAUAACAUGGAGAAGUACCAAUCUGAUAAAAAAACACGCUCACCAAAAAUAUGUGGGACCAACUACCCACUUAGCAUUGCCUUCAUCGUAGUCAAUGAGUUCUGCGAGAGAUUCUCCUACUAUGGAAUGAAAGCGGUGCUCACACUUUACUUCAUCCACUACCUGCACUGGAACAAAAACCUCUCCACAGCCGUGUACCAUGCAUUCUCUGGCCUGUGCUACUUUACUCCCAUAAUAGGAGCCAUCAUAGCAGACUCUUGGCUGGGGAAGUUCAAAACCAUCAUCUAUCUGUCCAUCGUGUAUGUUAUUGGUCAUGUGAUAAAGUCUGUUGGGGCCAUUCCAGAUGUGGGAGAUAGCACUGUACACAUAGCUCUGUCCAUGCUUGGCCUGAUAUUGAUCGCAUUUGGGACUGGAGGAAUCAAGCCAUGUGUUGCAGCCUUUGGUGGAGACCAGUUUGAGGAGGAGCAUACAGAGGAGAGGAGAAAGUUCUUCUCUAUCUUCUACAUGUCAAUCAAUGCUGGGAGUGUGCUGUCUACUAUCAUCACACCCAUUCUCAGAGGUGAUGUUCAAUGUUUUGGGGGUGACUGCUACGCUCUGGCGUUUGGGGUCCCUGCUGCUUUAAUGGUCAUAGCUACGGUGGUUUUCAUUGCUGGCAGCGGGCUAUAUAACAAGGCUCCACCUGAGGGAAAUGUCCUGCUGAAUGUGUGCAAGUGCAUUGGGUGUGCCAUAAGCAAUCGGUGGAGGAGGCCCAAGAACAGCCCAAAACGGGAUCACUGGCUGGAUUGGGCAGAGGAGAAGUAUUCGAAACGUCUUAUUCAAGAGAUCAAAAUGGUGCUGAGGGUGCUGGUCCUCUACAUUCCAUUACCCAUGUUUUGGGCUCUCUUUGAUCAGCAGGGGUCUCGCUGGACUCUCCAGGCCACCAGGAUGAACAUGGAUUUUGGUGGAGCAUUUGUAAUAAAGCCUGAUCAAAUGCAGAUGCUGAACGCUUUGCUGAUCCUGGUGUUCAUCCCUAUCUUCGACAUGGGCGUGUACCCUCUCGUUGGCCUCUGUCGGAUCAAGCUCACGCCUCUGAAGAAGAUGGCUGCAGGAAUGAUCCUUGCUGCACUUGCAUUCUGUGCUGCAACUGUAGUGGAAGUCAAUGUUAUUAAAACUGUUGUGGAAACUCCACCAGCCAAAGAAUGCCUGCUGCAAGUUCUUAACUUUGCUGAUGGAGAUGUCUCUGUACAAAUUCCAGGACACAAUAUCUUCCCGGAUCCAAUAAAAUCAUAUGAUGAACCUUCAGGAUACACAAGUCUUCCACUUGAUGACGCCCACCAGAUCAUCACAGUUGAUAUCACUCAUAAUGGAGCAAAUCACCAAUGUCAGCUUAACUUCACUCAGCACAAUGUUUAUAGCCUCAUCCUAGACAAUAGGAUUACAUGCAAACUGGAAGAAGACAACUACACCAAAUCUGAGGCUGGAGAAGCAUUUGUGAGAUUUAUUAAUACCCGCACAGACGGUAUGAACAUAAGUGUAGGCAGCAAACAAUUCCAAGUACCAGGCAGUUAUGGGAUUUCCCUAAGCUUAGGUGUUGAAAGAGGAGAAUACAAGAAUGUUGAGUGCACAUCAUUGGAUACAUUAAUGAAAUAUCAGAUUGAUCUGGGUCUCCUUGACUUUGGCGCCUACUACACAGUCAUACUCGGAGGGGAUCCAAAUAGCCUAACACUGAACAAGAUGGUGGAUGUCCAGCCCAAUAAUAUCCACAUUGCCUGGCAGAUCCCCCAGUAUGUCCUCAUCACUGCAGGAGAGGUCAUGUUUUCCAUCACUGGUCUGGAAUUCUCAUAUUCACAGGCUCCAGCCAGCAUGAAGUCUGUGCUGCAGGCAGGGUGGCUACUGACGGUGGCUUUCGGAAAUGUCAUUGUGCUGAUUGUAGCAGAGGGAGCUGGGAUGGAACAGUGGACAGAGUUCUUGCUCUUUGCUGCUUUGCUGGUUGCGGUCAGCAUCAUCUUUUCCAUCAUGUCCUAUUUCUACACAUACGUGGACCCUGACCAGCUUGACAAGCUCUUCAAAGAGGAAGCAAACGAAGGCAACAUGGAUGACUUGAAGAAGGAGAAAGAGAGUAUGAACAUGAAUGACCUCCCAAAGGGCAUAAAGAUGUAGCAGAACCACACAUUGCUUCCAGCGUUAUCACAGUAUUUCAGUACACUAAAUCAAAGCAAUGCUAAUUGUAUUAGACAGGGAAACACUGUUCACUGGACUUUUCUUGUUAACUCUGUUCUGUCAUUCCAGGGCGUUUAUCUGAUCCUCAGUUGGUCUUUGUUACUCAGGGAUCAUACUGCAGCUCAAGAAACAGAAAAUAAUUUGUGGAAGGGACAUUUUAUCAACAUAUAUAAUAUACUUUAUACAAUAUUAAGUCUAAAUCCUAAAUUUUUAUGGAUGUAUUUAUCUUCAGAUGUUUAUAAACAUAUCGGCAUAACACUGCUGUCAGUUGAGAGUGAUGUUUGUACAUUUUUAAGAUGAUUUUUACAAUGUAAGUAGUAAUAAAAUUAUGUAUGUAUUUUUGUGACCAUUGACAAUGUGAAGGGAGAACUAUACAGAGACUGACUUCAGUUCAAUAUGUCUGACACAAAUUGGUUUCUCUUGCUCAUUCUUGAUUUAUACAGACCCUUAUAAAUAAGAUACAUUAAUGUGAGAAACUGCUUUUUGUUUGCAUUAAAAUGCAUAAAUAAAAUGUAGCAAUUUC
This is a messenger RNA of Colossoma macropomum (tambaqui), 2837 nucleotides long. RefSeq names its product solute carrier family 15 member 2 (gene slc15a2). The record is from RefSeq and is a predicted model, not a curated record. Lineage: Eukaryota; Metazoa; Chordata; Actinopteri; Characiformes; Serrasalmidae. The transcript is spliced from 23 exons. Gene Ontology annotation, cellular component: membrane. Bases 98 to 2254 code for a protein of 718 amino acids. Gene Ontology annotation, molecular function: dipeptide transmembrane transporter activity. Gene Ontology annotation, biological process: transmembrane transport; oligopeptide transport.